CACUCACCAAACUCCUAAAGACUUGGCAUCAUUUGCAGAGAGAGACAAAGAGAGAGAAUGGGGAAAGAGAUAGUGAGCGCGGACCAGGAGAUCCAGAGAUGGCUGCCGGAACCCUCGUACCCCUCGACGCCGGCGUCGGGGCACCAGCCGAAGCUGCCGCUGCUGUCGCUGAACCACGUGUCGUUCGUGUGCCGGUCGGUGGCCGAGUCCGUGAGGUUCUACGAGCGGGUCCUCGGCUUCGUCCUCAUCAAACGCCCUUCCUCCUUCGACUUCGAAGGCGCUUGGCUCUUCAACUAUGGCAUUGGCAUCCAUUUGCUUGAAGCGGACGAUGUUCAGACGAAGAAAGGGGCGAUAAAUCCCAAGGACAACCACAUCUCCUUCCAGUGCUCCGACAUGAAGCUCGUGAUGAAGAAGCUCGAAGCGAUGAACAUGGAGUACGUGACCGCGGUCGUCGAGGAAGGCGGCGUCAAGGUCGAUCAGCUCUUCUUCCACGACCCGGACGGUUACAUGAUCGAGAUCUGCAACUGCGACAACUUGCCGGUCCUUCCCCUGUCCUCCUGCCCUCUCAAGCUCCCCAAAACCAGCAAGGACCCGUCGCCGUCCGCACUGUAUGGUAAGUUUGAGAAUCGGAGUUUGGACUUGCAAUGCGCCAUAGAAGUCGCGAAUCAGAUGAUGGACAACUUGGUGAAGAACAUGUUCGACAUCUCAAUCUAGGAUUCGAUGCCGAAGCGAAUUUUGCCGAGAAAUUCGAAGGAACCCUUUUGUGUAUAGAAUUUGCCAAGUCUCUCUCAGUGCAGGUUGCAAAGUGAGUGUAAAGAUUUGAAAAAUAAGGACAUGUGCCACAGUCUGAAAAUGUACACGCAAAUUCGAUCUUUGUUUCAAUUAGUAGUGUCUGUCGUGUAUCCCCAUUUUGGCUAAAGCUUCAUAAGCUUUUAUUUUGUGCCCUAGGGUUUGUCGAUUCCAUUAUUGUAGCUUCAAAUUAUAAGUGAUAUUCA
Messenger RNA from Rhodamnia argentea, 995 nucleotides. RefSeq names its product glyoxylase I 4-like. The record is from RefSeq and is a predicted model, not a curated record. The coding region runs from base 58 to 714 and encodes 218 amino acids. Lineage: Eukaryota; Viridiplantae; Streptophyta; Magnoliopsida; Myrtales; Myrtaceae. The transcript has 2 exons.